Juglans microcarpa x Juglans regia is the source of this 1734-nucleotide messenger RNA. RefSeq names its product oxalate--CoA ligase. Bases 120 to 1691 code for a protein of 523 amino acids. Gene Ontology annotation, biological process: fatty acid metabolic process. The transcript is spliced from 4 exons. NCBI's taxonomy places the organism in Eukaryota, Viridiplantae, Streptophyta, Magnoliopsida, Fagales, Juglandaceae. Gene Ontology annotation, molecular function: medium-chain fatty acid-CoA ligase activity. The record is from RefSeq and is a predicted model, not a curated record.
UAUAUACACGCGGUAUCCGGAGACUGGCUUCCAUCUAUUCGUAUAUCAUCGAUAUUGCUUCUUUUCAGAUCAGUACUGUAGAAUAGAAAGAUCUCUCUCUCGCUCUCUCUCUCUCAGAAAUGGAGAAUCUAACAGUUACGGGGAUGUUGAGACGCGUAGCCGGAGACUUCUCAUCACGGCGGGCCCUCUCAGUCUCCGGAAAGUUCGACUUGACGUACGCUCGGCUUCAAGAACUCGUCGAAAGUGCCGCUUCUCGACUUGUCGCAGCUGAUGUAAACGUCGGCGACGUCGUGGCGCUCGUCUUCCCGAAUAUCGUCGAGUUCGUUAUCAUGUUUAUGGCUGUGAUAAGAGCCAGGGCCACCGCUGCGCCGCUCAACCCAGCCUACACCUCGGAUGAGUUCGAGUUUUUCCUCGCCGACUCAGAGUCGAAACUCCUGUUGACCUCAGAAAAAGGAAACGACCCAGCCCAAGCCGCCGCAUCCAAACUGAAAAUCCCUCACGUCACAGCCACACUCUCCGAAGCCGACGCAGAGCUCACUCUCUCCCUGACUCAGUCCGAGUCGGAAAAAAACUCGGUCUUCAAUCUCACCAACGAUCCCGACGACGUGUCGCUCUUUCUCCACACGUCAGGCACCACCAGCCGCCCCAAGGGUGUACCCCUAACUCAGCUCAACUUAGCCUCCUCAGUGCAAAACAUUAAAGCGGUUUAUAAAGUCAGCGAGUCGGACUCAACUGUGUUAGUCCUCCCCCUAUUCCACGUCCACGGCCUAUUAGCCGGGUUGCUGAGUUCGCUCGGCUCCGGUGCCGCCGUAGCUCUCCCUGCCGCUGGACGUUUCUCGGCUUCAACAUUUUGGCCCGACAUGAUCCAAUACAACGCCACAUGGUACACCGCGGUCCCGACCAUCCACCAAAUCAUAUUAGAUCGGCACUUAGAUAAACCGGAACCCGCAUAUCCGAAGCUCAGGUUCAUUCGGAGCUGCAGCGCGUCGCUGGCGCCGGCCAUAUUGAGCAGGCUUGAGGACUCAUUCGGGGCACCCGUAUUGGAAGCGUAUGCCAUGACCGAAGCGGCCCAUCUCAUGUCGUCGAACCCGUUACCGGAAAAUGGCCCUCACAAGCCCGGGUCGGUAGGAAAACCGGUGGGUCAAGAAAUGGUGAUAUUGGACGAGAACGGUGUGGUUCAAGAGGCAGAGAGGAGUGGGGAGGUGUGCAUCAGGGGACCAAACGUGACAAAGGGCUAUAAAAAUAACCCAGAGGCUAAUAAGGCUGCUUUUCGGUUCGGAUGGUUUCAUACGGGUGAUCUCGGGUAUUUGGAUUCGGACGGGUAUUUGCAUCUAGUUGGUCGGAUCAAAGAGCUUAUUAACCGUGGAGGGGAGAAAAUAUCGCCGAUUGAGGUGGAUGCAGUUCUUCUAUCCCAUCCUGAUAUUGCUGAAGCUGUUGUUUUUGGAGUACCUGAUGACAAAUAUGGCGAAGAGAUUAACUGUGCAAUCAUACCAAGAGAAGGAUCGGGCAUUGAAGAGGCAGAGGUACUAAGGUUUUGCAACAAAAAUCUAGCAGCCUUCAAAGUCCCCAAAAAGGUAUUUGUCACCGAUUCUCUCCCGAAGACCGCUACUGGGAAAAUCCAAAGACGCUAUGUAGCAGAACACUUCCUCGCUCAAAUCUCAACUGCCAAAGUCCCCAAGUUUGGAGCCUAGACCAUGCAACAGACACUCGACAGACUUUUUAUCUUUAUGCAUA